Molecule: messenger RNA, 720 nt
Organism: Miscanthus lutarioriparius
Lineage: Eukaryota; Viridiplantae; Streptophyta; Magnoliopsida; Poales; Poaceae
Source: the annotation of a GenBank genome assembly
AUGUGCAAAAUCAUAAGGGCGAUCAAAGCUGCUAAGUCGGACAACAUUACUGUGCUACCUAUUGUAGGCAUUCUAGGAGUUAGGAAGACAGCUUUAGCUAAGCUUGUAUACAAGGAUCCACGUGUUGAAAGAAAAUUUGAGCGGAUAUGGGUUUGGGUGUCCAACAUCUUUGAUGAAGUAAGAGUGACAAGGGAGAUCUUAGAUGUUGUUACUAUGGCCAGCCAUGAAGGAUCUCGCAACAGAGAAAGCUAUGAAGGUGUAAGCAACUACUCAAAGCUUCUAGAGGUCUUAAAGAAACAUAUGGCUUGUCUGUCCAAAAAGUUUCUACUUGUUCUAGAUGAUGUUUGCGACUGCAUGGUGAAUUCCCUAUGGAAAGAUCUAUUGGAUGCUUUGGGAUCAAGUUGCACAAAGGGUAAUGUGAUUAUUGUGACAACUAGGAAUUUGUCCAUUCCAAAAAGGCUAGGUACAAUCAAACCAGUUGAAUUAAGAGCUCUAGGAAAUAAUGCUUUUUUGCAAUUGUUUAGAGCUUGUGCAUUUGGUGAUAACAAUUAUAAAGAGCAUCUAGACACCAGCCUACAAAUAUGUGCAAAGUUAAAGGGAAACCCAUUAGCAGCGAAAAGUGCAGUGGAAAUGUUAAGAGAGCAGCCUACUCUUGACCAUUGGAAAACGUCAUUAAGAAUGGUAUUUGGGAAUCUCUGCAGCUCCGUGGAGGCAUCGUGA